AUGCAAUAUACAUAUACAAAUGAUUUAAUAAAAAAUUGUAAAGAUAUUGCUAAUGAUUAUUAUAUAACUCUUACAAAUGAAAACAAUUUUUUAACAUCAUCUGGUAUUUCUUGUAUUAUUCCAGAAACGUUAAAAUUAUUAAAAAUUCAAAUUGAUAACAUAAAGUCAUCUUUUAAUGUUAAUCAUUACAAUUCUUUUUUAAAUCCACAAUCAUUAAAUUCUACCAGGGAAAUUAAAUGGAGAAAAAUUUUUAUUCCUGUUAAUCAAUUUCCAAAAUGUAACAUUGUUGGUAGAAUUUUAGGACCAAAAGGAUUAACUGUAAGAAAAUUAGAAGCUAUGACUGGUUGUAAAAUUAGAAUUAGAGGUAAAGGAUCAAUUAAAAAUAGUGAAUUAAGUAAUAUUAAUCCACAGAAGAUUGUCCAAAAUCAUUUAAAUGAACCAUUACAUGUUCUUAUUCUUGCUGAAGACAAUUUAGAUAUUGUAGAAUUUAGAUUAAAUUUAGCAGAACAUGAAAUAAGAAAGUUUAUAUUUUCAGUGAUUAGAAAGAAGAAUAAUUAUAAUAAUGGAACACAAUUAAGUGAAUUAAUUGUAUUUAAUGGAACAUUUAAAAAAAAUAAUAAAGAUAAUUGUGAAUCAUUUUCUUCAAUCAAUGAUAUAAUUAAUAAUCAAGGAAAUAAUUUUUUUUAUAAUUCUUUAAAUAUUUUAAAAGAUGAAAAUAUUUUAAACUUUGAAAAUACAUAUUAUUCACAUAAUAUUUACCUUUAA
This is a messenger RNA of Strongyloides ratti, 765 nucleotides long. Its product is annotated as Protein quaking. Gene Ontology annotation, biological process: regulation of mRNA splicing, via spliceosome. Bases 1 to 765 code for a protein of 254 amino acids. Gene Ontology annotation, molecular function: mRNA binding. NCBI's taxonomy places the organism in Eukaryota, Metazoa, Nematoda, Chromadorea, Rhabditida, Strongyloididae. The record is from RefSeq and is a predicted model, not a curated record. Gene Ontology annotation, cellular component: nucleus. The transcript has a single exon.